AUGAGCUCCUUUUACACGGAAAAAGCUGGUUUCGACCAGUCUCACCACGAUGUACUUUCACUGUCUCGCUCAAUGCGAAGCAUGAACCAUCAAGAUCUAGGAGAUCACUCCAGUUGUAUGAGUCCUACGGAGGCCGAUGGCAAGAUGCGAACCUCUCAACGACGUCGUGUUCCAGUCGCAUGUCGACGGUGUCGAAAGAGAAAGAUCAAGUGCAGUGGUGAUGCCGGCGGUGAUGGCCAGGGAUGCUCCAACUGCCGUAGUGCUGGUGCAAAUGACUGCCAGUUCUUCCGACCUUAUCCACAUAUGAGCGCAGCAACUACGCAGUCUCCCCAGUUAGGCAUGAUCCCACAAAAUCCUCCAUCCAAGCCAAAUAUUCUCUCCAUGGAAUCACCUCAUACACGUAUGGGUGCGUUUCCAUAUCCGCUUCAGCGGACUUCGGAUUUUGAUAUAAGUGUUGCCGAUGCUCAGAUGUUUGAGCAACCCAUAAACUACACCCAGGCUUCAUCAUACGCUCCAUCCGGAGCUCUUAUGGACUAUGGGCCAGCUCCGUGGAGCCCCAAAGCGUGGGAAUCGAUGUUCAACACAGGCCGAACCCCCAAUGGGAGUCUCUACCCCGAUCCAGAGGCCAAUAUGAGCCAGUCUCCAUUUGCCUAUAUGCUUCCUAGUCAAGGAAUCUCUUUAGACUUACCAUCAGCCAACUCGGCCGCUUCUGUCAUUCCUUCGGCCGACAAUGCUCUAGGCCCAGAUCGGACCCUACCUACUCCCACGUCCAGAGGACCACAAGUACCCAGCUCAACAGCCUUCCUACCAGAUGGAGGAUAUGCUUCAGACUUCAAAGGCUCACUCUGGAGUCCACGCCAGACAGGCUCACCAGACCAAAGACCAAGUUCAACCCACACAAUUCCAAGCAAUGCCCCCUUCACCGGUAGUCCACCUCUCCAGAGCAAAUACGUUGGCAUUAACAGUACCACUCCCGAGAUGCUGUUCCCUUAUCUGCCUAUGCCUACCACAGCCGAAGACACAACCUCAGCAGCAGCGCCAUCCACAAUAAACGGGAACCCUGUUUACCCCGUUCUCGAAUUGGACUCCGAAUACCCACCUAUCCCUACCACAAGAUUAGGUCGCAGCUCUUCGCGGGAUCACGGUGCCAGUCAACAACGAUUGGCGAGUGAAUGCUCUUCCGAUAUGUAUGGAUACAGCACCGCGGGAAGGGGCAAGACCCGUGGGAGUGGCACCCUCGUCAGUGGACUCCCUUAUACUCGUGUGCAGCACCGAGACACACCUGGCACCGCAUUCCCAUUCAAUCUGAACCUGGGCUCGGAAUCCCUGUCUGAGUAUCCUCGCUCUGUGAUUGAAAACGUACACCGCCCACCUGUUGAGCCUUUGGGUAACCAAGGCUACUAA
Penicillium verhagenii is the source of this 1404-nucleotide messenger RNA. RefSeq lists its product as uncharacterized. Bases 1 to 1404 code for a protein of 467 amino acids. The record is from RefSeq and is a predicted model, not a curated record. NCBI's taxonomy places the organism in Eukaryota, Fungi, Ascomycota, Eurotiomycetes, Eurotiales, Aspergillaceae. The transcript has 3 exons. Gene Ontology annotation, molecular function: DNA-binding transcription factor activity, RNA polymerase II-specific; zinc ion binding. Gene Ontology annotation, biological process: regulation of DNA-templated transcription.